AUGGAUACAUCUUCAUCAACACGAAAAGUAUCAUCAUCAGGUAUAAUAACAAAUACAAUUAAACCAACAACAAUAUCUAAUGCACCACGAAGUAUAAUUGUAAGAAAAUCAAGUAAUGGUUUUGGUUUUAAUGUACGUGGUCAAGUAUUUGAAGGUGGUCAAGUUAAAGCUAUACAUGGAACACUUUAUGGUCCACUUCAACAUGUAUCAGCUGUAUCAAGUCGAGGAUCAGCUGAAAAAGCAGGUCUUUGUGUUGGAGAUAAAAUACUUGAAGUAAAUGGUAUUGAUGUCGAAGGUGCAUCACAUAAACAAGUUGUGGAUUUAAUUAAACAUAGUGGUGAUGAACUUCAUCUUGUUGUUAUUGCAUCGGCUGGUGAUGAAACACAUAGUGAUGUACAUUCAGGUGAAGAAUCAAGUGGAAGUUCAAAUGAUUAUACAGAAAGACGUUCACUUGCUAUUACAAUACCAGAUUAUAGUUUAUUAGAAGUGAAUGAUGAAAAAUUUUAUGUAUUUAAUAUUCACAUAGCUGGUCGUCAUUUAUGUUCACGACGUUAUCGAGAAUUUGCUUCAUUACAUCAUCAAUUAAAACAAGAAUUUCCAGAUUUUCCAUUUAGUCCUUUACCUAAAAAAUGGCCAUUUAAAUUAUCUGAUCAACAAUUAGAUGCUCGUCGACGUGGUCUUGAACAAUAUCUUGAUAAAAUUUGUUCAGUUCGUGUUGUUGGUGAUUGUGAUCUUGUACAAGAAUUUUUAUCAGCUGAUAUAUAUGAACGUGAUUCAGUUUCAAUUGAUGUUGAAAUUAAAAUUAUGUUACCUGAUCGAUCAGUUACAAUUCUUAAAAUAAAACGUUUUUCUACUACUGAUAAAGUUUAUGAAGCUGUUGUAGCAAAAAUUAAUUUACCAGAACAAUGUGUUUCAUUUUUUUAUCUUUUUGAAAUUCUUGAUUAUACAUUUGAACGAAAACUUCGUCCAAAUGAAUAUCCACAUCAAAUUUAUGUACAAAAUUGUUGUACAGCUAAUACAACAUGUUUAUGUUUACGUAAAUUUGUUUUUUCACCAACAAUUGAAAAUCAACUUUUUAAAUAUCCAUUAGCACGUGAUUAUCUCUAUCGAGAAGCAAUUGAUCAAUUAAGUCGUGCAGAAAAUUCUACUGUUGAUCAACGUUCAGCAUUAAAAACUUUUGAUGAAAUUGAAUAUAUAAAAUAUGCUCAAACAUUUACCGAUAUAUAUAAUACAAUAACAUUUCCUUUAUGUCCAUGUAGUUCACGUAAAGAUAAUGGUUGUGUUAUAUUAUCAUUAAAUAGUACACGUCUUCGUUUACAUGCUUGUACUGAUGAUGGACAAUUAGAAACAAAUCAAAUAGCUGAUUUUGAAUGGACAAUAAUUGGACGUUAUUGUGUUGAUGAACAAUAUUUUAUAUUUGAAUAUAAACGUUCAACAAUGAAAACUGCUAAACCAGUUAAAUUACAAACACCAUUUGGACAAUUUAUGUAUGAUUGUUUUGAAUGUAUUCUUAAUGAAUUACAAUUAACAACUAAUAAUAAUGCCAAACAAGAUGAACCAAAUGUUUAA
This is a messenger RNA of Rotaria sp. Silwood1, 1569 nucleotides long. The record is from the annotation of a GenBank genome assembly. Lineage: Eukaryota; Metazoa; Rotifera; Eurotatoria; Philodinida; Philodinidae.